AUGGCAAUGGAUGGAGCGGCAUUUGUUCUUAUUGUAAUUUAUUUAGUAUUUUACAUUUGCCUUAAAAUUUGUUGUAAAACUGACUCUGAAGAGGAUCCUGCAGCUCAAGUAGCUGCAAGUUCACCACAAAAUCAGCAUCCAAGUGGACCAGGCUAUAUUAUAACUACAUCAACAAUAAAUGCACAGUCUUACACUAAUAAUAAUACCAAUGGAUAUGCUAUUAGCGGUACGCAAUCCAAUCAGCCUUUUCCUUCAGAUGUUGUCGAUAUCAGAUGGAUUCUUUAUAGAAAAUUUGCUCUGCAUUGCGGAAUUGUUAGUAUUUUUUUGAGAUUAAUAAUGAACGAUACAUUCAUCGGGGUCUUAAUUUUUGUUGGUGUUUAUGUAAUUUACAAAUCUUGUGCUUAUGUCUGCAAAAAGGCAUGCGAAAAAGAAGAACAACAAACAAGUUUCAUGUCAUCCCGGGUGCUUCAACCACGCAAUUCAGUCUCAGAUGAAGCAGAGAAUCCAACACAAAAUACCCAAACUCAUAUACCAAUGCCAAUGCCUUAUGGAUCACAAGUGUCAUUACCCUAUCCACAAAUCAACUCAGAAUGCCCAUACCCGCCAUUAUGUCCUUAUCUAACACAGCAUGAACAUCCUCCUCCAUUCUCACAUUCAUUACAAAGAUCUCAACAUUCUGAGCCAUACAAUUCAACUGAUCAACUAGAUCUACCGCCCAACUAUGCAGCAGCAAUAAAAAUGCAUCCAAAUUUAGAAAAAUAA
Molecule: messenger RNA, 762 nt
Organism: Chironomus riparius
Lineage: Eukaryota; Metazoa; Arthropoda; Insecta; Diptera; Chironomidae
Source: the annotation of a GenBank genome assembly